GCCUUGUCUUCAAUGGACGGGCCCGAGCCCGGCCCCGCUGCGACUGAACAACGCGCACUGUCAAUCCAAGCACACUUCCGGUGUUUUGGGGCGGAGUAAAGAAUGGCGGAGAACGGAGCGGACCAGCAGGCCAUGGAGAUUGAUCGACGAGUGGAAUCCGAAGAGUCCGGGGAUGAAGAAGACCUCAAGAAAGAAGGCAUUGAUGAGUUAUCUCAGAAUACGAGUGUGUAUGAAACUGAAGGAGAACCAGACACGCCUGUUGAUAUUGAAACCAUCAUUUUAGAUCCAGAAGCAGAGGAUGUCGAUCUCAACCACUGCAGAAUUGGAAAGUUAGAAGGAUUUGAUGUACUGAAGAAAGUGAAGGUGCUGUGCCUUCGCCAGAAUCUUAUCAAGGCAAUUGAGAACCUAGACAAGCUGAUAACUCUCCGAGAACUGGAUCUCUAUGACAACCAAAUAAAAAAGAUAGCAAAUCUUCAAGAAUUGAAGGACCUUGAGGUUUUAGAUCUCUCCUUCAAUAUAGUGCGGAAAAUUGAAGCUCUUGAGGGCCUGAACAAAGUGAAGAAGCUCUUUCUUGUGAACAACAAAAUUACAAAAAUAGAAAACAUUGGUCACAUGGAACAAUUGGAAAUGUUAGAGCUGGGCUCAAAUCGCAUUCGGGUUGUGGAGAAUAUUGACAAUCUGAAGAAACUUAACACUUUGUUUUUGGGUAAAAACAAAAUAACAAAAUUACAGAACUUGGAUGGGCUGACGAAUCUCACUGUUCUCAGUAUACAGAGCAAUCGGUUGACAAAGAUAGAGGGGAUGCAAAGCCUGAUCAAUUUACAAGAGCUUUACAUGAGUCACAAUGGCAUUGAGGUGAUUGAGGGCUUGGAGAACAACGUGAGUCACAGACCCUCUAAAAAACUAACCACGUUGGAUAUAGCAAACAAUCAGGUCAAGAAGAUUGAAAAUAUCGGUCACCUCACAGAACUUCAGGAGUUUUGGAUGAACGAUAAUUUAAUUGAUCAAUGGAGUGACCUAGACGAGUUAAAGAAUGCCAAGGAGCUACAGACGGUGUAUCUUGAGGGCAACCCACUGCAAAAGGACCCACAUUAUCGGCGCAAAGUAAUCUUGUCCCUUCCCACUGUGCGACAGAUUGAUGCAACCUUCAUCCGAUUCUGAAACUGGGAGCUCCUUCUCAUGCCUGACUCAUUUGGGGAAAGCUCCUCGUGUUUUAUUUGACUGAUACUCUAAAGGUAUUUGAUUAAAAAAAAAGAUACUAAAUUAUAGCUAAACAAUCCAAUGCAUGAUUUUGUUAUUGACUCCUUUUUGAUGAAUGUGCACCUGUGUUUUGAUUGAUUCAUCUUGUAUACUGCGGCCUUGCACAGUAUCUAACCUGACCCAUAACGUCAUCCUUUGCUUGUGAGGAGGAAAUGUGUCUGUGUUUGAUCUUUUUUGUAAGGAAUGAACAUUAAAAGCACUGAAAUGCCUGGACUUUA
Molecule: messenger RNA, 1478 nt
Organism: Leucoraja erinaceus (little skate)
Lineage: Eukaryota; Metazoa; Chordata; Chondrichthyes; Rajiformes; Rajidae
Gene: ppp1r7
Product: protein phosphatase 1, regulatory (inhibitor) subunit 7
Exons: 10
Coding region: 103-1161 (352 amino acids)
Molecular function (GO): protein binding
Source: RefSeq, a predicted model, not a curated record